This is a messenger RNA of Leptinotarsa decemlineata (Colorado potato beetle), 1740 nucleotides long. RefSeq names its product angiotensin-converting enzyme. Gene Ontology annotation, biological process: proteolysis. Gene Ontology annotation, molecular function: metallopeptidase activity; peptidyl-dipeptidase activity. Gene Ontology annotation, cellular component: plasma membrane. The record is from RefSeq and is a predicted model, not a curated record. NCBI's taxonomy places the organism in Eukaryota, Metazoa, Arthropoda, Insecta, Coleoptera, Chrysomelidae.
GAUGACUCCGUUGGUUUUGGUCCUUCUGGGCUUAUUUUGUUCAACUUUAGUAAAGUGCAAAGAUCCCAACAUAGAAGAAGAAGAGAGGGCAGCAUUCGAGUUUUUAUUGGCCAUCAACAAGAAAACAGAAGAAAAUGAAAAUAAGGUUGCUCUGGCCAGCUGGGCAUACGCUUCCAACCUCACAGAAGAGAAUCUCAAAAAUGAGUUAUCUGUAGCUGCAGCAGCCGCCAAGGACGAGAAAGAAACAUGGCAGCGUGUGAUUCAAUAUGACUGGAAUAGAUUUUCCGAUUACGGCGUCAAGAGACAAUUCCGAUUCUACUCGGUUUUGGGACAGGCUGCUUUACCCGAAGAUAAAUUUAAGAAUCUCCGAAAAACUAUCAGCGACAUGGAGGGCAUAUACGCGAAAACGAAAAUUUGCGAUUUUAAAGACGACAAAAAGUGCGAUUUGGCAUUGGAGCCAGAUAUGACCAACAUAUUGACCAAUUCAAGAGACCCCCAGGAGCUCAGCCACGUUUGGGUGCAGUGGCGAAACAACGUCGGCCCAAAAUGUAAAAACCUUUACGUCGAGUAUGUUAAUCUAUCCAACGAAGCUGCCAAAUUGAACAAUUUCACAAAUAAUGCUGAAUAUUGGCUCCACGAUUACGAAGAUCCCGAUUUCAAGCAGCAAAUCCAAAACCUGUGGGAGCAGCUGCGCCCACUGUAUCUGCAGAUCCAUGCCUACGUGAGGUACAAGCUCAGACAGAAGUAUGGAGAUAUUGUAACUGAGAAGGGGCCCAUUCCGGUGCAUUUAUUGGGUAACAUGUGGGGUCAGAGUUGGUCCAAUAUAGCGGAUUUCACCUUGCCUUAUGCCGGUGUAGAAGACGAAGAUCUCACUGAAGAACUAGUCAAACAAAAUUAUACCGUAACAAAAAUAUUUAAAACAGCUGAGGAAUUUUUCAAGUCCAUUAACCUCACUGAGAUGCCACAAACUUUUUGGGAUAAUUCGAUAUUGGUCAAACCAAAGGACAGAGAAAUAGUGUGCCAUGCAUCUGCCUGGGACUUCUAUGACCAGAAAGAUUUCAGAUUGGGCUGGAUAAAAUAACAUUCUUACCAUUCGGAUAUUUAAUGGAUCUAUGGCGAUGGGACGUCUUUUCGGGUAAAACAACCCCGGAAAAUUAUAAUUGCAAAUGGUGGGAACUGCGGGAGAAGUAUCAAGGGGUUGAACCGCCUUUAGACCGGUCCGAAGAAGAUUUUGAUCCUGCUGCUAAAUAUCACAUUAUUUCAGAUGUUCCCUAUCUCAGGUAUUUCAUAAGUUUUGUGAUACAGUUCCAAUUCCAUCGUGCUCUUUGCGAGAAAGCUGGUCAAUAUGAUCCAAACAACCCCAAAAAACCUCUUCAUGAAUGUGAUAUCUAUGAAAACACUGAAGCUGGAAAUGUUCUCAAAAAAAUGCUUGCUAUGGGUUCAUCUCGGCCAUGGCCAGACGCGAUGGAAGUUAUUACCGGACAAAGAAAAAUGGACGCCAGCGGCCUUCUAGAAUAUUUCAAGCCAAUUCAGACGUGGUUAGAGGAGGAGAACAAGAAGAACGGAGCUUUCAUUGGUUGGGAAAAAUCCAAGAGAGUUUGCGUCAGAACAAGAAAGGAGUUGGAAUCUAAGAAGGAUGACUGAUCGUAGGAGUGAAACAAGGGUAAAAAUGGAAUGAAGAUCUGUACUAAGACUACUGUAUAAAAAAGAAUAUUUUUAAUAAACGAUUUUAUUAUAUAA